Scatophagus argus is the source of this 3681-nucleotide messenger RNA. RefSeq lists its product as uncharacterized. Gene Ontology annotation, molecular function: acrosin binding. The record is from RefSeq and is a predicted model, not a curated record. The transcript has 8 exons. The coding region runs from base 292 to 2820 and encodes 842 amino acids. Gene Ontology annotation, biological process: positive regulation of acrosome reaction; binding of sperm to zona pellucida; egg coat formation. NCBI's taxonomy places the organism in Eukaryota, Metazoa, Chordata, Actinopteri, Scatophagidae. Gene Ontology annotation, cellular component: extracellular matrix.
ACUGUUCAGGAACAGAGCCUUGUUUAUUUAUGGUGAAGCAAAAUGUUAAUCAUGUCAAUAUCACAUAGUGAAUUUUAAUACUGGCUGUCUCUCAGAACAGAAAACAACUGUUUGUGACUGGGUCAAAUACAUCAGAAAAUAACUUUUUAACAUAAACCUGUCCAUUCCAUCCAAUCAGCAGGCCAGUGAAAGCAGCAGGUGUGAUAAUGAAGUCACCAAAGGAGACCAGACCGGACCAGACUCUUCACUGGUCGCUUCAGGGCUCCUGCUUGUCGUCGCUGUUUUCAAACGAUGUUGCUGUUCGCUUGGCUUGUUUGGACGUUGUUUCGAGGUACACUUGGAGGUCCGGUUCAGCACAAGGCAUGGUCGGAAGGGGGAAAUCCGUUUGAGACGAAACAAAAUGCAGCCCCUCGCCCUUCAUUCUACCAUCUGCCCAUGUUCCAGCACGCAUCACGGCCACUAGUAGCACCGGAGCUGUUUCGGCCUGUUCCUCAUAGAACACCGAUUCCAGACGGACUGACUGGGUUGCUGUUACCGCCAACAAGACAACACCAACGCAUCCAGGAGGCAGGUGGACGCGCUGUGGAGGUCCGCUGCGGUAUGAGUGGAAUCUCGGUGCGCGUGGAUCGCUUACAGCUGCGCGCGUGGACCCUUCCAUACCUGUUCCGACUGGGCUCGUGCGAAGCCAGCAGAAUCAGCCCCCGCUUCCUGUACUUCCACUAUAGACUGACGGAGUGCGGUGGAAAAUCUCAGGUUAUUGGUGGUCAGCUGGUAUAUGCAUUUUCACUGUAUUAUACACCACCUCUGCAAGGCUCCGUCAUCAGAGUUCUACCACUUAACCUUCCCAUCCUCUGCCAUUACAACAGGUUUCAUUAUUCUUACAAAGUUGGCUUCCAACCCCAAGUUCAGCACAGAACCUUUAUGAAGAACAUCAGGAGUAAACUCAGCUUCAGCCUCAUUGUCUGCAAUGACCAGUGGGAGCCUCUUGCUUCAGGCCACUGGUUCUUUUUAGGGGAGCCUGUGUAUUUUGUGGCCCAGGCAGGAGCUUUAUUGGCUGGGGAGAGGCUUUAUGUGGACUCCUGUUAUGCUACAAGCUCCAAAGACCCAAACGGAAUGCCCAAAGUGGAUAUUAUUACAAAUUACGGCUGCAUGACAGACAGCAGGAGGGAGGGCAGCAGCUCCCGGUUCCUUCUGGGAGGAGGCAGUGUGCUGAGGUUCUCUGUGGAUACAUUUCUAUUCAGAGAAGUCUCACAAGUGCUGUAUCUUCACUGUUCAAUGUCAAUUGGCCUCACUACUUCUCAGGCCUCAAAGUCCUGCAACUACAACAGUGGUGCUGGCAGGUGGGAGGAGCUGGAAGCUGCAACCUCAGUUUGCUCCUGCUGUGAGUCCAUGUGCACUGACAUACAAAACUCUAUCAAGCAAACAGUGAGCAGUCCAGGCUGGUUCACUGGACAAAGGAAUGGAAAGAAACCAAGGAUGAGGGCAUUAUCUUCUCAAUCAGAGGAAGGAAGAGAAUGGAUGGAUCAAGAUGCGAGGAGGGAAGAAAUAAUAGACGGUCUAGACCUUGAAAACAUCCACACUUUUGCACAGGAGGAAGAACAGGUGGUUUCUGAGAGCACUUCUAUGCUCCCUGCUGAGAAUAAAGAAUGGAGGCACAGUGCUGCAGUCAGCGAGCAAGAAAAGAAAGAAAAGGAGAAGAAUGAGACAGAAGUUAUGGUUGUCGAAAAUACAAAAAAACAGCAGAGAGAAUUGGAAAUGGAUGGCAUUUUUUUGUCUGACCAAACUAGACCAGAGAAAAAUGAGACCGUUCAGGCCAGGGAGGAGGUCCCUGGUACCAAAAAUGGUUCUGUGAGUGCUUUAUCUAGGGAGUAUAGUAAUGGUUCAACAGAUGGUUCGGGUACCACCACUAUUACUAUGAGAAAUUCCAGUAUUGGUAGUGAUUCAGACAUUACAAAAAUUCAUGGUUCUACUAACAGUGUUUCCACAGCUGUAGUUCCGAUUAUUAAACUUUGCCCUAAUAUUGACAAAAUGAAUUGUAGUGUCACUGAGAGUGCAGUCAUGCCUGAAAGGGCUGAUAAUAUUGCUCGAGCUGAUACUGCGCAUGCUCCUGAUAGUGUGGAGAGCUUUACCCCCUCUAAUUUUAGAGCCUCAUCUAGUGCCAAUAUAUAUGGUUCUGAUCAGGAUUCCAGAGUUUAUAGGAGUUUGCUUGGUAGUAGACUUGACAUAUUAGCUGGGACACAUUCUGCCACCAGUAAAUUUGAAACGGACCCCUCUAGUUUUUCUGAUGUCAGAAAGACCAAGCUGGAGUCCGAGAAGAUGGACACUCUCCUGUGGUCAGAACAGGUCGAAUCUGUUAAUAAAUCAGUGUUUGACAAGAUACAAGAGGGGUCAUCUGAUUCCGUUAACAGCAAAGGACCACAUGGAAAAUAUGAUAUUCCUUACAGUCUACAGAUCAGAGGCUUAGAAUCAGACCAGUCUGCUCAUCCAGCUGUGUUUAGAAAUCCUGAUUUUGAUUCUGAAAUUGAAGAAACUCAUGCUCUUCAUCUUAGUCAGUUUACUGGACCAGUAAAGACGAAGACAGCAGUACAAAAAUAUUCCCCUGUCACUACAAGACUGCACAGUUUCCGUUCUGGUUCUGUUAGUUUAGAACACAUGCAUCAAGACAGCCCCGGUCAUUCUGCUGUGGUAACAGUAACUACUACUGUGCAAGGCUCUGAGGGCAGCCAGUGGCCUGAUAGGGAGCGGGUUGAGGUGGUGCCAGGAUGGGGCAUACAGAUUUUGGGGUUUGUGGUGCCAACAGAGGUGGAAGAGGACCAGUAAUGGAUGACUUCUAUGAAGAUAAAACUAAGAGAUUUGCUUUUGGAGGCGUUUGAUGAAAUAAGUGUUGACAUUUCUAUACUGACAUUUUUUCAAAGGUUUUGGAUUAAUGGAUUGUGAUGGUCCUGUAGUGCAAUCUAAUCUAAUUCUGCAGCCUGCCAAAAAAAGUUUUAAUUGAAACUUAUUAUAUUAAAUUAUUGUUGUCUGGUCCACUGCUGUUAAGAUGUGAGGUCACUGCAAACCACAGCCCCUAAACUAAUAACAGAGUUUAAAAACACCUGUCUGAAUCAGACUCACUAAAAACUGAAUAUAAUAAUAUGCUGGGUUGUUGUAUUGCAGUACUGUAUAUUGGCUUGUAUUGGUGUUCAGGUAUGUCAAAAUAGAUGAGGAGCAGAAAGGGAGUUUUACAGGGGAGGUCAAGGAGUAGGUCAUAGCGGGGUCCUGACCUGAAUUCGUACAAGCACCAGUGGGAGGAAAUUAGGCAUUUCCUGAUUUGAAGUCAAUCUCAUCAGGAUGUUGACAUGAUGUUCACAUUUGAAUAAAACAACUUUUCAAAUGAAGUACUUUUCAGGCAAAUCUUUUAAGGACUGGUGCAUAUCAAAAUGUUGCAGAACAUAACGUUCACUGGACUGUAUUCAUGCAGACAAGAUGAUAUUUAAUGAACUCCUCUGCCCAAGCCCUUAUCUACCUUUGCUGUGUGAAGUGAUAGAAGUGAAUAACUGAUCAUGUCUUUACAAUGCGAUGCUGAUCCAAAACAGCUCAUGCAGUAAUCAUCAAUAUUUGGAAACCUGAAAUCUGCAUUGAUGAAAUAAGUUGAACAGUUCUACACAUGAUAGAACUGAACUGAAUAAACAACUAUUUGAU